Messenger RNA from Leptopilina heterotoma, 411 nucleotides. RefSeq names its product histone H3.1-like. Gene Ontology annotation, molecular function: DNA binding; structural constituent of chromatin; protein heterodimerization activity. NCBI's taxonomy places the organism in Eukaryota, Metazoa, Arthropoda, Insecta, Hymenoptera, Figitidae. The record is from RefSeq and is a predicted model, not a curated record. Gene Ontology annotation, cellular component: nucleosome. The transcript has a single exon. The coding region runs from base 1 to 411 and encodes 136 amino acids.
AUGGCUCGUACCAAACAGACGGCGCGCAAAUCCACGGGCGGUAAAGCACCGAGGAAACAAAUGUUGGCGAAAGCGGCGAAGAAGAGCGCACCUGCCACUGGCGGCGUAAAGAAGCCCCAUCGCUUCAGACCUGGAACCGUUGCGCUGCGUGAAAUUCGUCGCUAUCAGAAGAGCACUGAACUGCUUUUGCGGAAAAUUCCCUUUCAACGCUUGGUGAGGGAAAUCGCUCAAGACUUCAAAACUGAUUUGAGAUUCCAAAGCACUUCCAUCAUGGCACUUCAGGAGGCUUGUGAGACGUAUUUGGUUGGACUUUUCGAAGAUACCAAUUUGUGCGCCAUUCACGCCAAGCGCGUUACUAUUAUGCCGAAAGAUAUGCGAUUGGCACGUCGCGUUCGAGGCGAACGCAAUUAG